Messenger RNA from Eremomyces bilateralis CBS 781.70, 693 nucleotides. RefSeq lists its product as uncharacterized. Bases 1 to 693 code for a protein of 230 amino acids. The transcript is spliced from 2 exons. The record is from RefSeq and is a predicted model, not a curated record. NCBI's taxonomy places the organism in Eukaryota, Fungi, Ascomycota, Dothideomycetes, Eremomycetales, Eremomycetaceae.
AUGGUUUUGGGUCUUCUGGUAGUAUCCUCUAUCCCUGUCGUGACGGGUGUCGCAGAGGCGGUUAGCGAGCAGAAAAAGCAGAACGCUGCGAUGGGCGAUGAGCGAUACAUGACGAAAUUCAACUUGGACAUCUUCUGCGAAGCAAAUCACCCGAAGGCGAAAGAAGUUCACGGGACGACUGUGGUGAUGAAAGAUAACAAGACAGGCAAACCACGGCAAGGCGAAUCCGACGCGCCACCACCGCAUCAAUUUACAGGAUUCUAUAUUCAGUAUCCCGACGAUGACCGCCAACCGACACGAGGGCUUGUCAGCACCAUCUCCGUCGACCCUCCGAUGCUCAACUGGCUCUACGCCGAUUCCACCACGGGUGCGCUUGGCUUCGGUAACCGCAGUCAAUCCAUCGAGCACACCGUCGGGCCGUGGGAUUGGACCGAAGAUCAAGAGGGCAUGACAAUUGGCGGAGAAGAGGCGUUCGUUGCAGUUGAAGAACAGCCCGGAGUUUGGGCCGUCUAUUACGACAAGGAUGGCGAUCAUCUGGCAGGAAUCCCCGCCGUUAAGAAUAAAACCAUCCUGGAGAUUAGCCUGGAGAGGAAUAUUCUGGCCGAAGAACGGCAGGGCCUGGAUAAGCCAAACAAUCCGACCAAUAACACAGUUAAAUCGGAAGGCAACAUGGGGACACGGUGGGAUAAGUGA